AUGUCGUCCGGUUUUAUCUCGGCUGGCGCCACGAAGUACACUCCGGGCAAUGAUGAGGAGUGGCAGAGAGUCAAGAAAGAGCUCGAGGAGUCCCGGAAGCGCAAAGCAGAACAGGGGACCCAAGAAGGGGGAAAGAGCCUUUACGAAAUUCUCCAGCAGAAUAAAGCGGCAAAGCAAGAAGCAUUCGAAGAAUCAAUCCGGCUGAAGAAUCAAUUUCGAGCUCUCGAUGAAGAUGAGGUUGAAUUCUUGGACUCCUUGCUUGAGUCAACUCGUGCGAAGGAGGCGGCUGUGAAGAGGGAAACCAUGGAACAAUUGGAGAUGUUUCACCGCCAGCGAGAGGAGGCGGAGAAGAACGCCUUUCUGGUAGAAAACAAGCUUGGUGAGCCAGGCGCUGGGUCGCAUGGCGAGGAGGAGAAAUGGGCGAUAUCGGGUAGGAAACGAAGGCGGACCAAGGAUAAUGAUGUCCUUCCAGGGGUAAAGCUCCGAAAGUCGUCGAGCACUAGCGGCCAAAUCCCUCCCCAGGAAAAGCCGAAGGCUGAUAAGCCUGCCACUUUGGAGGCACACAUUCCAUCCAACGCUCAGCAUAAAGUAGCGGACUAUUCAGAGCCUCCUGAACCGAAAUGCGAUGCAUCGCCUGCUCAGGGCAGCAGACUUGGUCUGCCAGCGGACCCUGGCACCAAAGUUGCGCCGGCAAUCUCCUCCAACCUUGGGUUAGGAGCAUAUAGCUCCGAUGAUGAUGACGAUGAUGAUUGA
Coccidioides posadasii C735 delta SOWgp is the source of this 753-nucleotide messenger RNA. RefSeq lists its product as uncharacterized. Lineage: Eukaryota; Fungi; Ascomycota; Eurotiomycetes; Onygenales; Onygenaceae. Gene Ontology annotation, cellular component: nucleus. The record is from RefSeq and is a predicted model, not a curated record.